Molecule: messenger RNA, 2069 nt
Organism: Chelmon rostratus (copperband butterflyfish)
Lineage: Eukaryota; Metazoa; Chordata; Actinopteri; Chaetodontiformes; Chaetodontidae
Gene: rnf115a
Product: ring finger protein 115a
Exons: 9
Coding region: 26-976 (316 amino acids)
Biological process (GO): positive regulation of DNA-templated transcription; protein ubiquitination; ubiquitin-dependent protein catabolic process
Cellular component (GO): nucleoplasm; cytoplasm
Molecular function (GO): ubiquitin protein ligase activity
Source: RefSeq, a predicted model, not a curated record
CAGUGUUUGUGCUGGGCUGGGGAAGAUGGCGGAGGCUGCGGCUGUUCCACCGCAUCGGUUUUUCUGUCACUGUUGUAAGGGAGAAGUGAACCCCAAACUCCCGGAUUACAUCUGUCCAAGAUGUGAUACAGGGUUCAUAGAGGAAGUAACAGAAGACUCCAGUCUCCUAGAGGGUGGCGCUAAUGGGAUAGAUGACACAGCCACAGCCACACACUUUGCAGAGCUAUGGCACCUUUUGUUACUGGAGCGGCCAUUUACAGAUGGUGACCCACUUGAUUCAGAACCCCGGCUCCCUGGAGGGCGCUUGGGGGGUCUCAGUGACCUGGGGGGGUUGGGAGGGGGACCAAUUGGAGGGUCAGUCCCAGCAGGACUAGGGGGACCUAUGGGAGGUCUACUAGGAGCCGGGGAACACUGGGGACCAGGACGUCCCUCUCGCCUGCCAACCCAAAGGAGAUACCGGUCCAGAGGCAGCAGUAGGCCAGACCGUUCGCCUGCUGUGGAGGGGAUUGUACAACAGUUUCUUACCGGCCUCUUUGCGAACUCUGGAGUCCCUGGGUCUCCUCCUCUCUCAUGGACAGGGAUGCUGCACUCUAACCCAGGGGAUUACGCCUGGGGACAGGGAGGGUUAGACGCCGUGAUAACACAGCUACUAGGUCAGUUGGAGAACACAGGACCUCCUCCAGCAGAGAAAGAGAAGAUCUCUUCUAUCCCAACUGUCAGUAUCUCUCAGGAACAAGCAGAUUGCUGUAUGGAAUGUCCGGUGUGCAAAGAGGACUUCGCAGUGGGAGAGCCAGUCAGACAGCUACCCUGUAACCACUUCUUUCAUUCAGACUGUAUAGUACCGUGGCUGGAAAUGCAUGACACAUGUCCAGUGUGUAGGAAGAGUUUGAACGGAGAAGACAGCAGCAGCCAGCCCCCAUCAGAGUCCCCCUCCCUCUCCAUGGACCCCCGCACACAGGAGAGAUGGUCCUUCUGAGACACCCACCUGUCUCAUCCCUCGGUUCUCCUCGCCUACAUCCAGCAACACACCGGGAAGACAAAACGCUUCUCACUUUCCUCUUUUCAUCUCUGUUGCAGUCAUAAUCAUCUCAGUCAGAUUUUUUUUUUUUUUUUUGAAUUUUUUAUUUUCUAUUUUUAAUGCCUUUCUCCUCAACCAUGUAUGCAGACACUCGUACAGACGUCUUAACAGUGACUUGAGGUCUGCUUGAUCUCUUUUUUUGCCUAAUGACAAACCAACCUAGAUUGAUGAUGAUCUUCUCUACUUCCAUCCCUCAAGCAAACUCCUUUUCCAUCAUUCUUGAAAUGCACUGCUGCGACACUAUUAUGGGGAAACACCAGACUUUAUAUCAUUCACCAUGCCCUCUUUACUCAUCUGAAAAUUUGCUAAGUCCUGCAACUGAGCCCUGUACGGCAUAUGGGAAUACUAAAGCGGUUACUUUCACUCUUGGCAUUGACAGGGACUGAACCCGACAACAUAACACCUAUACCCCUGCAAUAAAUGUUAUGUUUAUGAAGGGUAUAACGUUUGAUUUUUGUUGACAUUGUGUCAGGAAGAUUUUGACUUAAGUCUGGGUUGGCCACAUUUGAAAGCUGUGAUAUCGAGUAAAGCAAGGGACUCCUAACGCGUUUCGGGACUCUUCUGCAUCUGGGAAAAAAAUAAAAUGUCAAACUGGUAAGGGAAUGAAAUAACAAAUUACGGAGCUCGGCCCAUUGCGUAAUUCUUUAGAUUAAAAAAAUACUCCUCCUGGUGUAUAUAUUACAAACAGAUGGCAUCCCUCUGUCAUUUUGUUCCUCUGUUUAUGGCUGUCUUUUGUUCAUUUUUAUCACUUUUUUUAUGUACAUAAUUUAAUUCCAACAACUUAUGGUUUGCAAAGAAAAAAAAAACAUUGAGAAUGGAGACACAAAUGUGAAAUACCUGGUUAUCAAACUGUAUAUUAUAUAUAUGAAAAAAUGUCUAUGAUGUAUUAAUAAAUUGACAAAAAACUGUAAUAGUUUGUCAUUGUUCACAACCACAUUAACGGAGUUGUCAUUUUAUAUCCUCUCUUCCCCCUAAAGUAGUUAAACAUUAA